Messenger RNA from Cricetulus griseus (Chinese hamster), 4160 nucleotides. The record is from RefSeq and is a predicted model, not a curated record. Lineage: Eukaryota; Metazoa; Chordata; Mammalia; Rodentia; Cricetidae.
GCUGAGGAGCCUGGAUGUUCCUUGUCUUUCUGCUUAAGAAACACAUUGACUAUUCUGAACUUGUUUUCUGCAACACACUUCCAGGACCCAGGAUUGCUGGCCGUGUGUGCCCCACCAUGCUCUGAGGGGACCACCUCUGCUUCACUGCUCAACUGGUGAAAUUGCAUAUCCUGCUGCUCAUGACAAGAUGACUUCACAGAGUUGCCAGAGGGGUCCAGAGAGUGCACACAUGCCCCACAAGGGGCCAUGCCAUACCAUUCUCUGCAGUCCUGGCUCUUCACUGUGUGGCAGCAGCCUAGGACCACCCAAGAAACCUGGAGGGCACAGCAAUCCAGUCAAGUCCAGCACUGUGGUCUCAUCAUGGGUUGCAGGGUGCCAGGCUGGCUUGCUGGGGUUGCUGUUGUUACUUCUGUGGUGAGUGUCCAUGGCAGGUGGGCUGGAAGUGAAGACCGCAGAGGAGACACAGAUAGUAUUCCUACAUGCCAAUGUCACUGUACCCUGUGAAAUCCCUGGUUCACCCCACCUGGACAUCAAGACUGUGGGAAUCAUCUGGUCUUUUAAGAAUGUGUGGAAUGAAUCCGAGGUCCCAAUAUAUGAGCUUUAUGGAAAUCACCUAAAGGUGUUACGACCUGGAGCCAAUGUGUCACUGUUGGGGCUAGAGCGUGGAGAUGCCUCGCUCCAUCUGCCUAGGAUCAAGCUCAGUGAGGCAGGAGAAUACCGAUGCAAGCUGGUGGUCACCCCAGAACAUGCAGAGGGGACGACCAGGAUAGACGUUGUGGCUGACCCGGCCAUAGAAUUUUUUGUGAUACCAGCUACAGAGAGAAUUGGUGAACGGCUCAUAUGCAAGCUAGAUGGAUUCUACCCAGAAGCCUUUGACAUAAAGUGGGAGAGACACAGCCUGAAGGACUCCCAUUUCCAAGUGAUUACUGAGGGUGUAAUCACUGGCCCCACUGUGAGGAAUGAUGAUGGCACCUUCAGUGUUACCAGCUCCUUGGCCCUGAAACCAGCUCCGGGAGACCAUGGGAUUAUCUACUACUGUGUGGUGUCACUCAGAUCCUUGCUUGUCCCCAAGAAGCUUAAUGUUAUACUGCCUAAGAAAGGAUCUGUGGAGAUAUAUGUUACCAUUGUUAGUCCCUGUGUUCUGCUGGUUUUAGUACUCAUUUUAGCAGCAGUUUAUUGCCUCUGGACAUGGUAAGAGCCUGCAAGACAAAGCACAGCUCUGAUCAAGGUGCUGCUUGUCAUCUUGCAGGAACCCCUAAGUGAAGAAAAGGCACAAAGCCUGAACCUUUGCAGCUAUCUCUUCUGUCUUUAUUUUGUCCUUCAAGUGGGCAGCUUCUUGACUUGGGGUCCAACCAUUUGGUGUUCUGUUUGCUAAGAAAGCCUAAGCUGCAAUUUUUAAAGAUCAAUUUUUAGGAUUAUUUUCUACAUGAGAUACUUAAUCAUGAAAACACAGUAUGCCAGAACUUCCAGUGAAAACAGUCUUCGGGGGACAUUUACAGCUCUAAGUGCCUAUUAAUAUAAACAAUUUAAUGAUACACCAUAGGGCCUUGGAAAAAUAAGCUCAAGCCAAACCCCAAAUCUAUUGUUGGAGUUAAGAUUAGGGCAGAGAUUAAUCAAAUGGAAACAAAAAAACAUGUUAAUGACUCCAAGGAACAAAGGGUUUGUCCUUUGUAAAUCUGAUCAACAAAUCCUUACCCAGGUUUAUGGAAGUGUUUGUGACACUGAUUGCUGUCUUUUAUUCUUUACUUUCUCUAGCUCUGAUCAAGGUGCUGCUUGUCAUCUUGGAGGAACCCUUUGGCUACCUGGCCGAAAGCAAAGCCGACCUUACUAAAGUCAGAGCCACUCAGAAGCUCAGGGAGCCACUAGGGCAUUCUUUAAAAACAGAUAUUCCACUAAAUUAGAAAAUUUUAAAGUAUUGGAUGAAUUACUCGGUGCAUAUGAUCUACCAGAAUUAAACCCAAAUGAGGUAAAUAAUUUAAACAAAUCUGUUAGGGCCAGGUGGUGGUGGUGCACACCUUUAAUCCCAGUACUCUGGAGGCAGAGACAGGCAGAUCUCUGUGAGUUUGAGGCCAACCUGGUCUACAGGUCUACACAGAGAAACCCUGUCUCGAAAAACAAAACAAAACAAAACAAAACAAAACAAAACAAAACGAACAAACAAAAAAACAGAAGCAAAAUCCCAGAUCUGUUAGGAGCAGUGAGAUUGAUGUGAUGAUGAUGAUGGUGGUGGUGGUGGUGGUGGUGGUGGUGAUGAUGACAAUACAACAAUGUCUCCAGACAAAGCAGUGUUGACGGGCCUUCAGUGAAGUGCUCACACCAGCUCUUCUGAAGACAGGAAAGGUCACCACCAAACUCUCUUACAAAGCCAGUAUCAGUGUCAUACCAAAACUAGAUGAAGACACAAGAAGAAAGGAAAUAUUUUUUAACAUUUAUUAUUUAUUGAUUUAUUGCAUGUGUGUGAGUUUAUCCGUGGAUGUGGAGGUCAGAGAAGAAAAUUGCUGUGUUUUCACUAAAGUCAGGCAGGAGACAAGGAUGUCUACUUUCUCUGCUCUUAUUCAAUAUACUUCUUGGAGUCUUAGCUAGGGCAGUAUGAUGAGAGAAGCAAAUAAUUCUUUAUACCUGUCUGUUUACCAAUCAUCUGUCUGUCUGUGUGUGUAUGUGUUGGUCUAUGUCUGUCUGUCUGUGUGUGUGUGUCUAUCUAUCUGUCUGUCUGUCUGUGAUCAAGGCAAAUAGAAGGAAUAUCAGGACCAAUAAGAUGGCUCAGCCUGGGCACUUGAGUUCCAUUCCCAGAAUACAAGUGAAGGUAGAAGGAGAGAGCCAACUUUGUAUAGUUGCCCUUUGACCUCCACACACUCCCCAAGGCAUGCCCUCCCAUCAUGCACAAACACAACAAAAUAAGGAGUGUGGAGUGUAGAUAGAUAGGAAGGACAUGCCAAGGUCUCCUUGUGCAAGUGAUACGAAUGAGAGACCUCAACAACUCCACCAGUAGACUGCUUAUGUUGAUGUUUUAAAUGACCUAUUUGGAAGCAAGUAUUUAAAAGUGAAUUUGUAAAGCUGAGUAUCUGAACUUGAUGUGUUAUUCAAAAGUUUACAAAGCCAAGUGGCCGGUGGUUGCUCUCUUUUAUAUGAAAUAUAUUGUGACCAAGGAAAGACUUGACAAGUACAGCCCUGCUAUUUGAAGCUCUUAUCUACCUCUGUUUGCCUUGAGAUAAGUGUUUUGUUAUAUGUAUGAGAUGCAUUUGCACUUCAGAGAAAGGGUCUGUUUGUGGACCUUACAGUUUUACUGGCCAAAGAGUCUUAAGUUAUUCUUCACUGAUAGAGAAGAGAUUUCUGUGCAAUGACCAUGAUUAGUUCUGGCUCCUUUAUGUGCUAAAGGUAUUUGUGUUCUGUUGUGUUACAUAAGCCUUCUAAGAUGCAAAGCUUGGGGGAACAGGAAUUUAUGUUCUCCAAACUAGAACUGAGGCAGGAUAGAAAAACGGGGGAGAAAAUGGAGAGAGGAUGGAACCCCUGCUCUGGAGUCUGGUUGGAGCCUCUCACCAGCUUAAAAGAAAGUUUUGGUGUAAUUCGUGUUUAUGAAUUGUGUGACAGUUGUUAUCAACAGGGACAUUUAUGUUAGGAGUGUUAAAAUAGCAAUACACCAGUCCUCCGUAUCCAGGGUCCCAGGCAAGGCCUCCCCCUCCCUGUGUUUUGUGAACCUCCCAAAUAAGAAUAGCUUUGUUUACAAUGGGAUGUCUAACUGCCUGUAUCUCUGCAACCUAGACUUGUUGCCCUGCCAGGUGCACCUCAGGGAUCACCCUUUGGAGACAGUGACUUCCAAAGCCACCAUAACUCUGUGUAUAAUUUAGACACAGCACUGCACACCUUUAACCUACCACUGGGAGGCAGAUCUCUGUGAAUUUGAGGCCAGCUUGAUCUACAUAGUGGGUUCCAGGCCAGCCAAGGCUGCACAAUGAGACAAUGCCUCAAAUAAGUAAGAUAAAUAGUAAAUUCUAUGUAAUAAUACUAUAAAGCCCAUGAAGGGAGGUUGUUCUCUGGGAAGCCCACAACCAUGGGCCUUGAUUUAUUUAUUUUUAUUUUUUACUUUCAAGUGCCUUAUUCUUGAUCCUUGUGUUAAAAUGUAUGGUAACAUCUCUUUGUAAUAAACUCCAAAUAUCCUUUAC